AGUAUCGUAGUACAUUUUUCCAGUACUUUUUCUACACCUACGUAGGGUCCCACAAAAUGCCGCCACAAACAAAGGACGAAGAGGUUGAUGGGAGGGAUGUCCUGAUUCCAGAGUGGGUGAAGCCGAACGCAUUUGAAGAUCUGUUAAAAAAGGAGGUCAAGGACUUCAAGCAGACUAAGUCUCUAAGGGCAAAGGCCGGAGUUUCUGCUGGAGAGAACUAUGCCACCGUAAUGCUUCGAGUUGAGCUGGAUGUGGAAACAAAAGACGAAGGCCUGCAAACUAAAGCCUUUAUGCUGAAGACUCCCCACCAAUCCGAAGCCUAUCGCAAAAUCAUAGAAAAAACCGAUGUAUUUGAUGUGGAGCGUGGAAUGUACCUGGAGGUGGUCCCCGAGCUGGAAAAACUGUACCGCGAUGUAGGUGUCGAAGUCACGUUUGGAGCAAAGGCCUACGAAUUACCAGCAGGCGAUUAUUAUGUCCUGCUGGAAGACCUCAGGCCACGGGGCUUCCGAAACGCAGAUCGUCUUCAAGGCUUGGACCAAACUCACACCGAGAAUGUCCUGCGGAAAUUCGCCCAGUGGCAUGCUGCCUCUGCGGUCAGGGUGGAAACCAAAGGACCCUUUGAACCCAAAUACACAGCUGGUUUGUUUAAAACUAAGGAUCUCGUGGAUGCUUUGUGCACUGGGAGUGCCAAAACUCUGCUGAAGCACGUCGAUAAGUACGAAGGCCAUAAGGCCUAUAUAGAGGACUUGACCAGUGUAUCAAAGAAGCUAUUUGAGGUGGUAGAUGAUCUGAACACCCCGAAAUCGGACGAGUUUAAUGCCCUCAACCAUGGCGAUGGUUGGUCGAAUAACAUAAUGUUUCAGUACAAUGACAAGAAUGAGAUACUGAACACGUACUUUGUGGAUCUUCAAAUUCCCAAAUACGGAACCGUGGCGCAGGACUUGUACUACUUCCUGCUCUCCUCAACUCAACUGGACAUCAAGACGUCCAAGUUCGACUAUUUCAUUUGGUUCUAUCACACGGAAUUGGUGAAGCAUUUAAAACUGCUGAAUUAUUCUAAGCCUUUGCCAAGUUUAAGAAGUCUCCAUGAUGCUCUGAAUAGAUACAGUGGCUGGGCCUUUAUAUGCUGCGCCUGCAUUAUGGGAUAUGUUUUGCUGGAUCCCACUGAAGAGGCUGACUUUGAUAAAUUACUCGCCAAUGAAGACUCUACCUUCAAACAGACCAUCUUCACCAAUCCCAGGUACAAAAAGCACAUGGAAGUCCUUCUGCCAUGGCUGCAUCAUCGUGGUGCCUUGUCAUAAAUUUUAAAUAAAUUAAUUAAAGACUCAGUAAAAAGUG
This is a messenger RNA of Drosophila ananassae, 1338 nucleotides long. RefSeq lists its product as uncharacterized. Bases 57 to 1301 code for a protein of 414 amino acids. The record is from RefSeq and is a predicted model, not a curated record. Lineage: Eukaryota; Metazoa; Arthropoda; Insecta; Diptera; Drosophilidae. The transcript has 4 exons.